UAGAUCAAAACCUCGGUCCCACACGGUGCUGGUCUACUCCCCCCCCACACUUUGGACUGGCGGGAGUAAUCCUCACCUUGGUGGUCUCCACUGCUACCAACAACCCAGAGCUGCUGAUACCAACUGGAGUGGCAGAGAAGCCUUACAUAAAAUGUUGGAUGCUGCAUGCCGGAUGCUGCUAAUUGUGAGUCGGGAGCGGAUUGACCACCCAUCCCAGGACCUACCGGCAGGGUUCCAACACGCGGUGCUGGUCCGGGUAGCUAGCCCAAAUAGGGAUGCAGCAUCGGAGACACCACA
Molecule: messenger RNA, 297 nt
Organism: Pelobates cultripes (western spadefoot toad)
Lineage: Eukaryota; Metazoa; Chordata; Amphibia; Anura; Pelobatidae
Source: the annotation of a GenBank genome assembly